AUGAGCUUCCAUUCCCACUCUCCCAGUCCAGCCGCCCUCUCGCCCGACGACAACCCCCAACCGAGACGGCCUUCCCGAACAUCCCUUCACGAUACCCCCGCGCCCGCCCUCUCCUCCGGGUCACCAAGCCACGAGCCUGAAGACGAACCAGACUCAUCGGACCUUAACGCCGAUAACGACAACGUGCCCGUCGAAGUCUUGGUCAAACACCUCCUCGCCGCCAAACAGUCGCUCUCUUCCAUGACCCUCGUCCUACGCGCCAACGACCUUGCCACCUCCGCCCGCCAAAUGCACCAAGAAUCCGUCAUCCUCUCGGCACAGACCGCGUUCCUACGACAUGGCAUACUCGAGGAGGUGCGGAUUCUCCAACAAGUACGUCGCGGAAUGGCGCGUGCCUACGACAAUGGUACGCGCGAGUUCAAGAAGAUCAUCCGCGAUCUUGACACCGCCGACGGCCGACUCGAAAAGAUGAUGGAUUUCUUGCGCAAGACCACAGUCGAGAACGUUUUCCGCCAGCCGGGCGAGGAGCCAAAGUGUCUGCUGGACUUUGUCGACCCCAAGGUUGUCGAACAGGUGCGCGACGCCUUGAAGGAAAACAUCCAUGAGCUUCAAGCAGCCAAGACCUCCUUCGACGGCGACCUCCUGCGGUUCGACACCGACUUACGCACCCUCACCGAUGCCCUGGCCGCCGCAGCCUCUCUCUCCAACCCAAACACGACCAUAACCGCCGAUGGCUAUCCCCCAGAUCAGCGAUCUAUACCCAGCCUCCUCUCUGCCAUGUCCGACGGCUCCCACCUCAUGGCCGAACACCUCUCUUCCUUGACUCGACACUUUGACAUGUGCGUAACCGCCGUGCGCACUACCGAAGGCGGCGCUGCUCUCGCCCGUCGUCGCGCAGCAGAAGCCACCUCCUCAGACUCGGACCAAGUCCCCGUCUCCAUAUCAGGCGUCAUCUCCGCCCAGGAAUCGGAGUCAGGACCAUCAGCUUUCGAGCCCAUGGACCCUCUCGAGCGUCAGGAGCUUUUGCACGUCGUUAUGCGCGACGCCGCCGAGGUAGACGACGUGGUAGCCGACAUCCACAACGUUCUACAACAAAUGGAAAUGGACCACGAGACCCUCCACUCGCUCUUCUCCGCCGCUCGGAACUCCCACGCCGCUACGCUUACCUGCUUCUAUUUGCUCCAAGAAAUCGGUGCCCGGGCGUCAUCGUAUGUAGCCGCUGAGGCUGAGUUCGUGCAGAGAUGGAAGGACGAGAAGGAAGCUAUUGCUGAUAAUGCGACCAAGAUGGAAGAACUCGAAAAGUUUUAUGAGGGGUAUCUAGAUGCUUACGAUAGCUUGAUGCUCGAAGUCGAGCGACGAAGAGCUGUUGAAGACAAGAUUGAGAAUAUAUGGCGGAAGGCGAGGGAGCAGGUGGAUAAGCUGGUGGAGGCGGACAGAAGGGACAGAGAGCAUUUCCGCUUGGAGGUGGGCGAUUAUGUGCCGGCUGACUUGUGGGGUGUGGUGGAUAGGCCGCUGGGGAGGUGGGCGGUCGUUCCAAUAGAAGACACCGAUGCUAGAGAGGGGGAGGGGGAUGAGUUACAUGGAGGACCGGUGAACGACAUGGAGGAGAGGGUUGGGCCAGAAACUGCGUAUGAGAGAGAGAGAGAAAGGGAGCCAAGCACGCCGACGCAGAGAAAGGUACCGUUGUAUGGACCUGGCGGGUCGGCGGGGGAACGACCGUUUUAA
Molecule: messenger RNA, 1725 nt
Organism: Sordaria macrospora k-hell
Lineage: Eukaryota; Fungi; Ascomycota; Sordariomycetes; Sordariales; Sordariaceae
Biological process (GO): piecemeal microautophagy of the nucleus; autophagy of peroxisome; autophagy of mitochondrion
Cellular component (GO): phagophore assembly site; Atg1/ULK1 kinase complex
Molecular function (GO): molecular adaptor activity; protein kinase activator activity
Source: RefSeq, a predicted model, not a curated record